UGAUGAAAGGCAAGCGAGAUGUUUUUAUGCCACUUCCGGCUGCCAUCUUUGUUAGAAGUCAUGUUAGCCAUGUUAGUGUUAAGUCAAAAGCGUGGGUGAAAAAUUCCAACUUUGAACUACUUUCAUAGUUAAAAUACACAAUGUAGAAAAUAUAUUAGUUUGUGUUCCACAAGAAGAAUCUGCCUUCAAAAAUGGUCCCUCGCCUGUCCCUCUCUUUUCCGUGUUAGUUUCAAAAGGCAUCUUUAAUGCUGCCAGAGAGCGCGCUGUGAGGCAGCAAGAAGGCGAGGCGAGCGGAUUGCUAUCUUUGUGACAGCUUCUCUGCGUGGCAGGCGGCGUGUGAACCGGGGAACUGGACUGGACUGUGGUAUUUCGUGGAGGAGGUGGGAGAGGAGGAAGUGGAAGAGCAGGAGGGAGAGCUGAGAGGAAAUCUGGACAGAUGGAGGACGGCACCCAGCACCUGGGACACUGCAUGGUUGACAUGAAGGAGCUGAGCGCCGACCCUGAAGGACUGACCGCUGCCGGUGUUAUUCUAAUGCCCAAGCUGCCUCAGGUGGAAUUCAACCUCGCCUGUAAUGAUUUGGUGGCCUCGGGCAGAGACAGGAAGCCCAACGCUUUGGUCCAGGUGGCUGUCAUAGAUCCCCACAAGCAGCACGCCGUCUCUCUUGCCUGCACAGAGAUAGUGGAGGCGAACAAAGACCCACUGUUUCUGACGGGGGUGACCUUCCCUUCAGAGUAUCCCGCUAGCCCGGAGACACUAGUCCAGCUGACUGUGUAUGAUGCAAAGGACAAGAGCCAGGAAUCAAGCAGCUUCCUGGGUAGUGCAACAUUUUCAGUAGGCGAUCUGCUGAGGGCUAAAGAUGAACGCCUGACCUUGAGUCUCAGGUCAUCUGAUGGUGUGUGCGCAGCAGGAACAGUGGUGGUUAGUCGUCUGAAGAUGGGGGAGAUGGAAGAAGUUGACGUAGACCACAUCACCACUGACAUACCGUCACACAAGUGUCCCGUGGUUUGUGAGUCAGCAUCUCAUGCCUCCAUUGACAGAGAAAAUAAUCCACUGACAGGGCCAGUGUUCAAGAACCCAGUAUGCAAGGUGUACAGAUUUCAAACCGUGGACAGCAAGUGGAUGCUCGUGCGAGAACAAAUGGAGGAGUGCACGUUGUCCUUUAGCAUCCCCAAACAGCUGCUUUCGCUGUAUGUUCAGGAGGACAUGAGCAGGGUGCAGGACCUGAGGGAGCUGGGGGAGCUGUCUCCACACUGGGACAACUUGAGAAAAGAGGUGAUGGCACGAUACGCAGGAAUCAUCAGCUCCUACCAGGAGAAUUUGGCUGAACUGGACAAGAUUACUGGUCGUUCAUUCAAGCCAAGCUGCUGCAAAGCCCAGAAAUCUCUGGAGUUCAUCCCAAUAAACUUGCACACCCAAAGGAUGAGGGUGACGUGCCCCAGAAAGACAGAGAUCCUCAGAGGGCUCAGACACAGUGGUUCUAGGUCGUCACCCAGGCUGAAAGAUGCAUCCUAUGACGUUGUUACUGUCGGUGCCCCUGCAGCCCACUUCCAGGGCUUCAAGUGUGGUGGUCUGCAGCGUCUCCUCAGCAGAUAUGAAGCAGAGAAAAAGAGCUUCAGCACUGCCUACCAGUGUAUCUACUACUCUCCAGAGCACACAGCCAAAGCUCAGGAGGUGCUCAGCACCGUGAGCCGCCUCCAGCCCCUCAUCACAAGCUUAGCAGACCAGCUCCUCCAAGCUGCCCAGGAACACUCUUCCUCUGGACUGAGGGAUGCACUCAAGAGCCUUUCUGACAAGACAGAACAAUUUGUUCACACACUUAAGGAUGAAUUGGUCAAGAGUGCACUCCUAGCACUGCAUGCAGCACAGCCUGGGUAUGUUUCCAAGAACCAGAAGCAAACCCCGGUGCAGGGAGGCCAACAUCCAGGCCACAUCCAUCAGGACAGCGACCAGAAUCAGAGCCCAGUCCAGGGACUUGCGAGCCACAGUCCGGCCACGUCGGUCUCUGAGAGCACAGCAGUGUGUAAUAAUGUGGAGGCAUCACAGACCACGACUAGAGGAGAAGGUGGGCCGCUGAAGCACCAAGACUCCAUACCGCACCAUAAAGAGUACGACGAGGAAGAAUGGGACAGGGUGUGGGCCAACGUCGCCAAAUGUCUCAACUGUGUAAUCGCCAUGGUGGAUAAACUCCAGGAGGAGGACAGCAGCACGCAGGAGCCAAUCCCCGAGCAGCAGCUAGCUGAUGUCAUCACCUCACACAACCCCGGAGACUGGAGGGAGCAACUGCGUCCGCCGGUGACAUGGUUAAAGGAGUGUGUGAUGGAGGUGGUGGAGAAGGCCAAGAGAGCUAUGACCUUUGUGCUCCUGCAGGAGGCAGCCUGCAGCAUUCCACAGGGUUUCCUCCUCCAGCAGAGACGAGAUGUGGUCUUCAGUCAGGCACUGGCAGCCUUAGCCUGUGGUUUUGUCAUGAGGCUCUAUGCAGGAAUGCAGGACAAAGAGUUCCUGAGGCAGCUCCACCUGGUUGGUCUGGUGGCCCAGUUUGAGAGCCUUCUCAGCACCUACAGUGAAGAGAUUGGGAUGCUGGAGGACAUGGAGGUUGGAAUCUCAGACCUGCAGAGAGUCAUGUUUCAGAUCACGGAGGCCAAGACGGAUGACCUCAGUGACCUCCAGCCUUUAGUACGUGGCCAACGAGACCACUUCACUGUAGAAGUGCCAUUACCAACACUGGUUUUCCAGACCUUGCCAGAGGAGAUCAAGGAGGGCAAGCCUCUACGAGUAUUCCCAGUGCUGUUUAACGUGGGCAUCAAUGAACAGCAGACUAUAGCUGAGAGGUUUGGAGAUAUCUCUCUGCAAGAGAGAAUAAACCAGAAGAACUUUGAGAUGUUAGAAGCCUAUUAUAAAUCUUUAAGUGAAAAGCUGUCGUUAGAAUGUCUACCGUGUUUUCAUGCACAGUCUGACAUAAAGGAGUUACUUGAAACCCUGGGCCAGAAUGUAGUUACAAAGAAGAGAAAGAAUGUGGAGAUACUGUGGAUUGCUGGAAUGAUCUGCCGAAGGUUAAAUGGCAUCAGGUUUACCAGCUGUAAAAGUGCCAAAGACCGGACAUCCAUGUCUGUCACAUUGGAGCAGUGUGCCCUCCUACGUGACGAACACCAGCUCAGCAAGGAUUACUUCAUCCGUGCUCUGGACUGUAUGAGGAGAGAAGGAUGUCGGAUUGAGAACGUUCAAAAGAAUAUUAGAUGCAGGAAAUAUGCCUUCAACAUGCUGCAGCUGAUGGCCUUUCCAAAGUGCUACCGACCACCAGAGGGGACUUACGGAAAAGUUGACUCUUGAGGACACAAGCCAUGCACUGCAAAGCCUCUCGUUGUCUGUCAAUAUGAAAGCUUACAGAUAAUUGUGAAAAAGUGUUAAAUGUUUUAUUAUAUGUAACCAAAAAGAAAAACUUGCUGGAUGGUAUAUGUUUGUUGUUCUAAUUUUUUUUUGGUUGUUUUUAUGUGAGCUGGAUUUGCCAAAUGUAUUAUUUGUCAAUUUAAUGCACUUUUUUUUUGUUUUUUUAAAUUUCCUCUUGGAUGGCCUAUGCAGUGAGAAACUGUACAGGUGUGUGGGCAAACCAUCUGCAGAAAACCUCUGUAUGUGACUGUACAGCAUGUUGCAGACCUCAGGCAGUUCAGUCUACAAAUUUGCAUUUCUUUGUCAGAAGAAUUCCCCUGGCAGAAAUUAAACUUUAUCAAAAGUGUGAUAAAAAUAACUUGAAGCUCUUAUUACUUUUUCUCAACUAUCUCAGAGAUGAUGACGUCUCAGCUGAUGCAGUUAAAAGGUUAAAAGAAAGGCUAGUUUAGUUUUUGUUUUUUUUUGGCAUCUCUUCUGUUCUCAAAGUGAAGAAUGAGCUUCCAUGUCACAGUGUUUUUGUGGUAUAAUUACUGCUCUCACCUGUUCUGAGCUUUACAGGAUGAAAAGUGCCAAACCUGAAGGUAUGUGCUGCUCCCCAAGUUUCUGCAUUUGAUCUGUACAUUUUUUUUUAUGAUAUCACACAUCCUGAUCCGAACUUUUUGUUUGUUUGUUUGUUUUUUUACUGUUGUACAUGUAUUUUCAUUCAUUUGGACCAAAGUGUCCCCAUGGAUGUUAAGUAACAUGCCAGUAUUUCAUAACACGUAUUGAAUCAAGUUGAUAAUUCAUCCCAUUCUCUUAACGUUUGCACCUGAACUUUUUCCACAGUAUUUUUAUAUCUCGAGGUACAAGCCACUGAAACCACAUGAAACACAUGUAGAAAUUAAAAUAGGAUGAUGAUGAUAUUGGACCAUAAUUUCUUGAUGCUCUAUAAAAAACUCCAUUAUUUAUUUUUAUAUUCUAUAAAGAUUUUAUAUUCAAAGGGUUGAUACCUUGGACUUUAUCGCAUGUUUUAAAUGUAUUUUUGUGUUAUAAAUUGGACAUUUACAACUGGCUAUUUGAAAUUGAAUUAAAGAAUGGUUUAAUGUGGA
Messenger RNA from Scatophagus argus, 4473 nucleotides. RefSeq names its product inositol polyphosphate-4-phosphatase type II B (gene inpp4b). Bases 437 to 3328 code for a protein of 963 amino acids. The record is from RefSeq and is a predicted model, not a curated record. The transcript is spliced from 24 exons. Gene Ontology annotation, molecular function: phosphatidylinositol-3,4-bisphosphate 4-phosphatase activity. Gene Ontology annotation, cellular component: cytoplasm. Lineage: Eukaryota; Metazoa; Chordata; Actinopteri; Scatophagidae.